Molecule: messenger RNA, 735 nt
Organism: Clavispora lusitaniae ATCC 42720
Lineage: Eukaryota; Fungi; Ascomycota; Pichiomycetes; Serinales; Metschnikowiaceae
Product: protein-lysine N-methyltransferase
Molecular function (GO): protein-lysine N-methyltransferase activity
Source: RefSeq, a predicted model, not a curated record
AUGGACUCAGACGACGAACCUUUGACUCUUUCCUCCCACGCUUUAGCUGCCCUUCAACAAUUUAAAGACGAGGAGGAAACUCGGAAAAAACAAUUUGAGAAGUUGUAUCAAGAGCUGGAGGACAGAUUCGAAGACCAGCAAGUCAGUAUUGAUGAUUUUAAAGAGGAUUGGCAACUUUCUCAGUUCUGGUAUAGCGACGAAACAGCUGAGAUUUUAGCGAAAGCACUUCUUGAGGGAGCGGAUGAGGACACUAUCAUUUGUAUUGCAAGUGCCCCUUCUGUCUAUGCUGCCAUCAGGAAGCUACCAAAGGAACUAGUACCUACAAAACAUAUUUAUUUGCUUGAAUAUGACAAGCGGUUUUCUGUUUUGGCGGGCAAGGACCACUUCUUUUUCUACGAUUACAACGAGCCAGAUAAUAUUCCUAGCGUGAUCAGGAACAAAUGCCACAGAUUACUUAUAGACCCACCAUUCUUGGAAAGGGAGUGCCAGACCAAGUCUGCUCAGGCAGCUAGAAACCUUUUGUCCUCUGAUGAUGGUCUGAAAACAAAAAAUGGAGAUCGCAAGUUCAAAUUAAUCUCUUCAACGGGAGAAAGAAUGAGAGACAUUAUCAAGGAAACAUAUCCAGAAACUCACCUCACUUCGUUUUUACCGGAGCACAAGAAUGGCUUGAGCAACGAAUUCAGAUGCUACGCCUCAUUCGAAUGUCCAUACUGGAACUUCGAUGACAAUGUGUAA